Molecule: messenger RNA, 1108 nt
Organism: Lactuca saligna
Lineage: Eukaryota; Viridiplantae; Streptophyta; Magnoliopsida; Asterales; Asteraceae
Source: the annotation of a GenBank genome assembly
AUGGAAGGUGUGUUGGACUUUGACACGAUCGACGUGGAACUAGAUGAAGACCUUCUAAAGAAACAGAGUAGGAGAUGUAGAGAUGAGUUCUUGAACUCACUGUCUCUUGACGAUGAAGAUGAAGACUUCAUUAUCCCAUUAUUCGAGAAUGUUGAAGAUGAUGAAGCACCCGUGGAAGAAGAACCUUUGGAUGACGAACAGGAGGAGGAAGAAAAUGUAGAUGAAGUUGUGGAUGAAGAGGAAAAUGAUAGUGAAGCUCAGUUUAAAUAUUCCACACAUGAUCCAAAUGUGAAAUGGAAUAGAAUGAAACCUCAAGAGGGAGAAAGAUAUGGACUACAUUACACAACAAAUUACAGAGUUGAGGAAAUCAGUUACACUGAUGUAGACAUUAUGAGAUGCCUUGGAAUUACAAAAGCUCAUUUAGAAGAGUUUGGAUAUGUGGCUGCCAAUGUUGAAGGUGGACUAGAAGGAGAUGGACAGGGUAAUGAAGAAGAAGGAGGACAUGGACAAGGAGAUGGAGUGGAAGGAGGUGGAGAUGGACAAGAAGAAGAAGGAGAUGGAGAAAAAGAAGAUGGAGAAGGAGAUGAAGGAGAUGGACAAGAAGAAGAUGAAGAAGGUGUUCCAGUGAAUGAUCCAGUACAACAAGGGCAUUUUGGGAAUAAUAUGAAACAAAGAACAAGGAGACCCUCAGAGAGGAUCAUUCUUCAGAAGCUGAAAAAGAAGGUGGUUGACCCUCUUGGUAUAGGAAUGUGUGAAGAUAAGGCAUUAGUUAUAGAUUAGUGAUAGGGGUUAUCAUAUUUUGUAAAAGGUGGUACUAUGUAAACUGAUGCAUACCAUCUUUUGGUUCAUAUUUUGCAUACCACUUUGUGGUUCAUAUUUUGUAAAUGGUGGUACAUAUCCACUUAUAUUGAUUCAUAUUUUGUAAACAAUUACUGGUAAUUAAGCAAGGGCAUUAACCAAUGGUCACAAUUGAGCAAUGUCAUAUUUUAUUUCAAGUUUGGUUGUGCAGGUUAGCCUUGGUUAUCGACAGUUUUAUUAUUCAUAUGUGGUUCAUAGUUGUGGUACUUUGAUUUCACCAUAAUUCAAUACAACAUAAGUAAAAUGUUCA